AUGUCAGCUGCCACUUCGACCAGGUCGGCAACCGUCGCAGCCGAGAAAGCGGCAGUAUCCGCCGCUGCACUUCAAGGGCCCGCCCAAACUCCAGCGACGCAGCGUCUGCGCCUAAUCUCAUCCAAGCAGCUCGAGUCUCACAAGACUGCUUCUUCGUUGUGGGUCACUUACAAGGGCAACGUCUAUGAUGUGACGGAAUUCGCUCCCGACCAUCCCGGUGGCGAUGACUUGAUCUUGGAGUAUGCGGGCAAGGAUAUGGAAGAGAUCAUGGACGACAUCGACUCUCACAGUCACUCCGACUCGGCUUACGAGAUCCUCAAGGAGAACCUGGUCGGUCGCUUGCCAAUCACGCAGGAGGAGCAUGCCGCUUUGGCCGAAGCUGAAAACGGCGGCGCAGACUUUACGGGCAAGGAUGACGAGCUGGUCAUCACUGCCGACUUCCAACCUUCAGACACGGAUCUGACGAGCGAUUUCGAGAAGCACGCAUUCUUGGAUCUGAACAAGCCGCUGUUGGUUCAAGUGUGGAAUGGAACGUGGGGAAAGGAGUUUUACUUGCAGCAGGUGCACUCUCCUAGACAUCUCAAGGAGAGCGCCAGACUAUUCAAGAGUCCCUUUUUGGAAAUGUUCACAAGGACGCCUUGGUGGGUGGUGCCUCUGGUUUGGGCGCCCAUCAGCGCCGCCUUGUUCCAACGAGCCACGAGCCAGUUUGCGGCCAAUGCGCUCAAGAGGGCAACAGCGACAGCAGCUGCCAAAGCAGCCGCCUCUUCAGCCGCAUCCUCCGCCCCAUCCUCUUCCGCUUUCGCAUCUUUCCGACAAUUGCUAGCCGGCUCGGGCUCUGCAGCCCUCGCGGCGGCAAAGCAAGCGCAGAUCAAUCAGACGCAACCAGAAAUCUUGGCUAGCGUCGCGCCUGCCGCAUUGGCUUCCACUUUGGCUUGCUUCGCUACAGGCGUCGUCAUCUGGACCAUCCUCGAGUACACCAUGCACCGCUUCCUCUUCCACGUCGACGAGAUGCUUCCGGACAGACCCUUCUUCCUCAUGCUCCACUUUUUGCUUCAUGGCAUCCACCACUACCUGCCCAUGGAUCGGUGAGUGUUGGCAACCGCAUUUGAUAUGGCUGCGGCUGCAUCACGCAGCUACUCGCAGUGCUCUGGUGCUUCCGAAGAACUCCUGGCUAACAGAUGAUGCCGCUCCUCGUCUUGCGCUGCACAGACUUCGUCUCGUCAUGCCUCCUCUUCUCUUUGCGGUGCUAGAAUUCCCAUUCACUCGUCUAGCAUAUGCAUUGUUCCCAGUGGCCAUCGCCAACGGCAUCAUUAGCGGAGCGUUUGCCAUGUACGUCGUCUACGACGUCAUGCACUACUCGUUGCAUCACCACAGGCUGCCACAGUAUCUCCGCGAGAUGAAGGCCUACCACUUGGCUCAUCAUUACAAGAACUACGAGGAAGGUUUCGGAGUCACUAGCAAGAUUUGGGAUUGGGUCUUUGGUACUGAACUUUAG
Molecule: messenger RNA, 1495 nt
Organism: Ceraceosorus bombacis
Lineage: Eukaryota; Fungi; Basidiomycota; Exobasidiomycetes; Ceraceosorales; Ceraceosoraceae
Source: the annotation of a GenBank genome assembly